AUGGUCGAUCCACUUGACCCCGCCCUGUUGGCGGACGAGCUGACUGUCGGCGGCAGCCAGGAGGAAGCCGAGCAGCCUUCCACGCCGCCCAUCAGAAGAACCACGAGAGCCGGAAGCCGUCCCCAGAGGUCGAUCGGCCUGAGUGUUUCCCCGAAGGUCCUCAACAAGCCGGCGGCCAACAAGCCUCCGGCCGACUGUCCCAGCCCCAGCAAGCUCUCCGUCUCCGCCAGUUCAUUCAAGCGCCGCUCACUCAAUCUUGCCCACCUCCUCCGCCACCCGACGUCGAUCCGCAACCAGAGCUCAUCGGCCAGCCCCGGGCUCAGGUCGCCCACCAACCCCGAACACGUCCGCCACCCGCUCUCGCCAGCCACCCCAACCAACCCCACCUCGCCCCCGCUGCCCAGCAGGAAACGGCCCCCCUCCGCCUCAAGACACUCCCACCAGCCGGCCCCCCCGGCCGAGCCGCACAGCCACUCCUUCAGCUGUCCGUGCUGCAGCCGAUCGAUCACCCUCCCCGAUCACUCGCUUAGUCAGCCCGUCCGAUGCCCGACCUGUGCGAUCAUCUGGGACUCCCCGCAGUCCUUCCUCAUCGGGCUGAACAAGACGAAUGACGAUCCCAUCCCCGAGGACCGGCUCGGCGAAGCAGGCCAGCCGGCGGAAACCACCCUGACGAUCGCCGAGGAACAGAUCGCCCAGCUCCACUCUCUCUCGCUCAGCCAGGACCAGCUGGACCGCUUCGACCGCGACCCGAGCGCCUUCCUGGCCGCCGUCAGCCCGGGCUCAGAGACCGACCGGCGCAGCAAACACUUCGACCAGCUCGCCCACGAGCUGCUCUCCAAACUAUUCGCCUCCAUCUCCAACCUCUCAUCCGCCUUCCUAUCCCAGCCAUCAGCAACACAGCAACCAGCACCCCAGACGGUGCAAAUCGAACUGGUCAACAGCUUCUUCCAGGCCAUCUGCAGCGGCUUGACUGGCCGGGAUAUCCUUCUCUCCCACCUCUACAACUUCUUGAACCGUCCCGGUCAUCCAUCUGUCUCGGUCAUCUCAAGCUUCCGGUCAACCACUGAUUCUCAAACGAUCGAUGACCCCAUCCAAUGGGCCUGGGCUAUUGUCCUUCUACAAUGUCCCAUUCUAUCACCCGCUAGUAAGAUUGCCCCCCAAAAACGUCUGGUGAUAACCGCCCGGACACUUGGUCUGAUUUCAUCGAUGCCCAAUCGAUUACAUCAUCGGCUCGUCUCGUUUUACAGCCAUCCAAGCUGUCCAACCAAAAUGUUUGCGGAUAAAGUCGAAUUGGUCAACGUGUUUGUCAGCGACAGAAUUCGCCACUUUCUCCAACUCCCAGACGGCUUUGGGGCUGGCUUUGAACAGCAACCGACUCCGCAUCUGCCCAAAUACAUGCAUGACUGGUCCUUGUUGGCCGCAAGCAGAAUGAUGGCUCUACUAUGUGGAUCUAACUUCCAGUCACGCAAGUUGCCGCCAACUUCGUUUUAUAAUGUGUCCACUGAUCUAAUCCAACCGAUUGAUCUGGUCUUUGACUUCGAAAGUUGGGAGAGCAGAAAGUCGUCCUUCACCCUAUGCGGCUAUCCAUGUCUACUGAGCAUGGCGAGUAAGAUCUCCUUAUUGACAUACGAUGGAAAGCGUCAAAUGGGUUUGGAGGCUCGCCAAGCAUUCAUCGAUAGCUUACUGGGAAGAUCCCUUGCUCCCCCAGUGCUCCCUCUUUCUAUAAGAAGGUCCCAUCUCGUCGAGGACUCGCUCCGCCAAAUCGCUAGCUCUCAGUCCGAACUGAAGAAGUUACUCAAGAUCACCUUUGUGGACGAGGAAGGUGUGGAUGGUGGAGGAUUGAAGAAAGAGUGGUUCCUUUUAUUGAUCCGGCAGUUGGUUGCGCCCGAGUAUGGAAUGUUUUUACAUGAUCCAGAUCAACACCAGAUAUGGUUCAAUCCAGCCAGUCAAGAGUUCGAAGAGUUCAGAUUAAUAGGAACCGUGCUAGGCUUAGCAAUUUAUAACCGAGUCACCUUAGAUUUCGGAUUGCCAUUGGUAGGUUAUCGGAAGUUAUUAGGUCUCCCCGUAAACCGAUCAGACUUAGCAGCUCUGAAACCCGAGGUUGCUAAAAACUUGGGCUGGUUACUGGAAUACGAUGGCGAUGAUUUUGAGGAGAUAUGUUGUCGGAACUUUGUUGGUGAUUAUGACGCUUAUGGGGCGAUCGUUGAGGUCCCCUUGAUUCCUAACGGCGAAAACAUCCCCGUCACCAAGUCGAAUCGAGCCGAAUUCGUCAAGCUUUACUGCGAUUACAUCCUCAAUAAGUCCAUCGAAAAACAGUUCAAGGCGUUCUCAGAUGGAUUCAAUUCGAUUGCUGCCGGCAACGGACUAAGCUUGUUUCAGCCAGAAGAGAUCGAACUCUUGGUGAUCGGAUCCACAUACAACUCAAAAUUGGACAUCGAGGAUCUCAAAGCGAUCACACUGUAUGUCGGCUUUUCGCCUACCGAUCUGACGGUCCAGUACUUCUGGAUAGUCAUCGACAGCUUCAGCUUCGAGGACCAGAAGAAGCUGCUAAGGUUCAUUACUGGCACCGACAGGAUCCCCGCCACCGGGAUCUCGGGCCUCAAUCUCAAGAUCACCCGCUCCGUCCGUCCGAUCGACGUCAAUCCAAACAGUCGCCGGCGCCAUCUUCAAUCAAACCAGCUCGGAACAUUGACGAUCAACGAACGGCUGCCCGAAAGCCACACCUGCUUCAACCAGCUCAUCCUUUCUGACUUCUCUUCCGUCCAAUCUCUCGACGAGAAGCUCCGUCUAGCGAUCAACGAGUCCGAAGGAUUCGGCUUGAAUUAG
This is a messenger RNA of Puccinia triticina, 2826 nucleotides long. RefSeq lists its product as uncharacterized. Gene Ontology annotation, biological process: positive regulation of protein catabolic process; proteasome-mediated ubiquitin-dependent protein catabolic process; protein polyubiquitination. The record is from RefSeq and is a predicted model, not a curated record. The coding region runs from base 1 to 2826 and encodes 941 amino acids. The transcript has 5 exons. NCBI's taxonomy places the organism in Eukaryota, Fungi, Basidiomycota, Pucciniomycetes, Pucciniales, Pucciniaceae. Gene Ontology annotation, molecular function: ubiquitin-protein transferase activity.